This is a messenger RNA of Pneumocystis jirovecii RU7, 2091 nucleotides long. Its product is annotated as vacuolar protein sorting-associated protein 1. Gene Ontology annotation, cellular component: cytoplasm; peroxisome; microtubule. The transcript has 16 exons. Gene Ontology annotation, molecular function: GTP binding; GTPase activity; microtubule binding. Lineage: Eukaryota; Fungi; Ascomycota; Pneumocystomycetes; Pneumocystales; Pneumocystaceae. The record is from RefSeq and is a predicted model, not a curated record. Bases 1 to 2091 code for a protein of 696 amino acids. Gene Ontology annotation, biological process: peroxisome organization.
AUGUCAGGAGAAACAAGCGGUCUUCGAGGAACAGCAAUGGAUCCACAUCUAAUUAAAACAAUCAACCGUUUACAAGAUGCAUUUUCGACUGUUGGAGUACAAAAUCCAGUAGAUCUUCCACAGAUUACAGUGAUUGGGUCUCAAUCGAGUGGAAAGUCAUCAGUACUUGAAAAUGUGGUUGGUCGGGACUUUCUUCCUCGUGGAACAGGAAUUGUGACACGUAGACCCUUGGUGUUGCAGUUAAUCCAUCGUCCUGCAACGAAAAAUCGUGAAAAUUCAACAGAAGAAAAGCCGCUGGAGCUAAAUGGCAAUGCCAAUCCGGAUGAAUGGGGAGAGUUCUUACAUCUUCCGGGACGCAAAUUUCAUGAUUUUAAUGAGAUACGAGAGGAAAUUAUCCGUGAAACAGAAUCAAAAACGGGUUCAAAAGGAAUUAGUCCGAUUCCUAUUAACCUUCGUAUAUACAGCCCUAAUGUAUUAACAUUAACAUUAGUGGACUUACCAGGAUUAACAAAAGUUCCUGUAGGUGAUCAACCAAAAGAUAUUGAAAAGCAGAUCAGAGAGAUGAUUUUAAAGUAUAUAAGUAAACCCAAUGCUAUUAUUCUUGCUGUUACAGCAGCAAAUACAGAUCUUGCAAAUUCAGAUGGAUUGAAAUUAGCACGAGAAGUAGACCCAGAAGGAACACGAAGUAUUGGUGUUUUGACAAAAAUUGAUCUUAUGGAUAAAGGGACAGAUGUUGUAGAUAUUCUUGCUGGAAGAGUUAUUCCUUUGCGGCUCGGAUAUGUUCCAGUAGUCAAUCGAGGACAGAGAGAUAUUGAUCAAAAAAAAGCUAUUUCUGCUGCUCUUGAGUAUGAGAGAGAGUAUUUCGAAAAUCACCCGUCCUACCGUUCUAAAGUCCAAUACUGUGGCACUCCAUUUCUUGCAAGGAAACUCAAUAUUAUUCUUAUGCAUCAUAUUCGUAAUACUUUACCUGAAAUUAAAGCAAAAAUAUCAUCUGCUCUAACAAAAUAUCAAUCAGAGCUUACACAAUUAGGCGAUUCUCUUCUUGGAAAUAGUGCAAAUAUUGUACUUAAUAUUAUUACUGAAUUUUGUAAUGAAUAUAGAACAAUACUUGAAGGAAAUAGUCAAGAUCUUUCAAGCCUUGAACUUUCAGGAGGUGCUAGAAUUAGUUUUGUAUUUCAUGAGCUUUAUGCAAAUGGUGUUAAAGCUAUUGACCCUUUUGAUCAGAUUAAGGAUACAGAUAUUAGGACUAUUUUAUACAAUUCAUCAGGCUCAUCCCCUGCUUUAUUUGUUGGAACAGCUGCUUUUGAAGUAAUUAUAAAACAACAAAUACGAAGGCUCGAAGAACCUAGUAUUAAGUGUAUUAAUCUUAUAUAUGAUGAAUUAGUACGUAUAUUGACACAGUUGCUGGGAAAACAACUGUUUAAACGAUAUCCUUUAUUAAGAGAAAGAUUUCAUCAAGUUGUUAUUAAUUUUUUUAAGAAAGCUAUGCAACCAACACACAAACUUGUACAAGAUUUAAUUUCAAUGGAAGCAUGUUAUAUAAAUACAGCACAUCCAGAUUUUCUUAAUGGUCACCGGGCUAUGGCUAUUGUAAACGAAAAAAUUAACCAAUCAAAACCCGUUCAACUUGAUCCUAAAACAGGAAAACCGUUACCAGUAACAGCAAAGGAUGCAUCAAGUUCUUCAUAUUUGGAUUCAGGAUCAGACAAUGGAGGUUUUUUUGGGAGCUUUUUUGCAUCUAAAAACAAAAAAAAAAUGGCAGCUAUGGAUGCGCCCCCACCCGUUUUAAAAGCAUCAGGAACAUUGUCUGAAAGAGAGACUAUUGAAACAGAAGUAAUAAAACUCCUUAUUAAUUCAUAUUUUAACAUCGUACGACGUACAAUGACUGAUAUGGUUCCAAAAGCUAUUAUGUACAAUUUAGUUAUGUAUUCGAAAGAAGGUAUGCAGAAAGAAUUACUCGAAAAUCUUUAUAAAACCGACGUUUUGGAUGAUAUUCUUAAGGAAAGUGAAUAUACUAUUCAAAGAAGAAAAGAAUGUGUACGUAUGGUAGAAAGUUUAACUCAAGCCAGCGAGAUUGUCGCUUCUGUAUAA